Molecule: messenger RNA, 2070 nt
Organism: Zingiber officinale
Lineage: Eukaryota; Viridiplantae; Streptophyta; Magnoliopsida; Zingiberales; Zingiberaceae
Product: probable E3 ubiquitin-protein ligase XBOS34
Exons: 9
Coding region: 160-1692 (510 amino acids)
Molecular function (GO): protein binding
Source: RefSeq, a predicted model, not a curated record
AGUCCCAUAAAUCGAGACAUAAUCAAUUAUUUUGUGCGGAAGGGGAAGGGGAACCGCGAGGCUUCGGCCCUCGAAGCUUAGCCUUGGUUGGAGGUGUUCGAUCGAAGGCUUCAAGCUCUCCUUUGGAAGCUUUGAUCUGAUUGAUUUCACCUGCGAGCCAUGGGAGCGUCACAAUCCAAGGAUGAGUUGCUCUACCAGCAGGUUAGCUAUUGCAAUAUCGAGGGGAUCAGGGCGCUUCGCGGUCAAGGAGCUGGACUCGAGUGGGUAGAUAAAGAAGGGAAGACCCCCUUGAUCGUCGCAUGCUCGAGGCACGAUCUCGUCCCAGUUGCCUAUGCUCUGAUUGAGUUGGGCGCCCGCGUCAACGCUUAUAGGCCUGGAUGCCAUGCAGGAACUGCCUUACACCAUGCUGCAAAAAAGGGCUGCGAACAAACAGUUCAGCUCCUCCUUUCCAAUGGAGCAAAUCCUUUUGUCUUGAAUGAUGAUUGUCAUACUGCUCUUGAUUUGGCAAGAGAAAGAGGGCAUUUAAAUGUUGUCAGGGCCAUUGAGAGCCGAAUUUCUCUUUUUUCUGGAUGGCUUAGGGAGGCUUAUGGUCCGGGUUUUUUGGAAGCAUUUGCUCCACAGCUAUUGAUCCGCAAAAUUUGGGCUGUGGUUUUGCCAUGUGACCCUCGCAAUCCAACAAAUCCAUUGAAGUUUGAGUUAGUCAUCUAUCCUGAUUUGCAGACUUCUAGGCCACGGUCUGUUGUUUUACUAUGGAAAGCGCAGAUUGAAGAACCCAAGUUCAACCAAGUAGAUCCUGCUAUUGUCAUUGUUGAUAAACCUACAAGAACACGGUAUAAGCUUUUUGCUGCAAAUGAAGGUGACAAGCAACAAUUGCUGUGGUUCUUGAGAGCAUGCAAAGGAAUUUCCCAGGUCCCCACUAGUCUUCCAGAAACACCGAUAGGUGCUUCAAUGCCCAAUCCACAACAAACAAUCUCUAAUGUUUCAACACAAGCAGAAGCUGCGCCUAUACACACACAAGAAUAUAUAGAAAUGGAGAUGGCUAUAAAUGCCUCCAUACAAACGGCUAUGGCAGAGGGCGUGCCUCCUGUUCAAUCUAAUCCACAAACUAGUGACACGAAUGGUUGGGGAACCUCUUCAGAAAAUACCGCGUAUAAUGGCUGGGCUCCCCAGAUUGUUGAUACUACUUCAAAGAUGAAUAAUAGAAUGCCCACAAACGAACCAGAUGCAACUAGAGGGGCUGUGCCUGUGGUUCCAUUGAGCCCUUUGCCAUCUAUCCAGAAACCUGAACCAGCAGUUAUUCAACCAUCUCAUGAAGAUCCUUCCACCACCGUAGCUCCUUCUGCCCCUCCUAUAUCUGAGGACACAUUGCUUGAUGGCCCUAUCCACUAUCCAUCCAUUGAUAGCAGUCCCAUAGAUAUGAGCAUGACAAUGGCACAGAUUGUUCAUGAUAAUGCUGAAUCCGAAGUUGUUGAUGCAUCCUCCAAAACCGAGUUGAGUGAAGAAAAAGCAGGCAGCAGUAGCACAUCUAGCUGUUGCGUUAUCUGUUUGGAUGCUCCGGUGGAAGGGGCAUGCAUUCCUUGUGGGCAUAUGGCCGGUUGCAUGUCAUGUUUAAAGGAGAUUGAAAGCAAGCAAUGGGGAUGCCCCGUUUGCCGUGCCAAAAUAGACCAAGUUGUAAGGCUCUACGCUGUUUGAAGGAUCAUAAUCUGAGUUGCAAGAUUCUUCUAGUGCUAAGUGGUCAAUUGAAUAUUGGGCAUAGAAGAUUCUUCCAAGUUGCAAGAUUCUUCUAGUGCUGAGUGGUCAAUUGAAUCUUGGGCAUAGAAGAUUCUUCCAAGUUGCAAGAUUCUCCUACAGCUAAAUGGUCAACUGAAUCUUUUUCUAAUGUUGUGCAUAUCAUAGGUUUAGGUGGGGCAUGCAGGCUGUGAACACUACCUUAUAUUUAUGAUAUUUUAUGCCAAGAAUUUGGACUAAUGCUGUCUGUAAAAUAGUUUAAUGUAAAAAAUUCUGGAUUAUUGGGCAGGGGAUUGUGAUAAUUUGAAUAAAGAUAUGUGGGAGUUAAUUCCUGUUAAUAUA